AAAUGCGUUGAAACGGUCUGCGAACUUCUCUUGCUAGUGAUGGCAAAUGAAUCGAAUAACGAUUUCACAGACAUAUUAUCAGCUGCAUUAGAUGAGUCAGGCAUCACAGGAGAUUUUGAAGAUGAAUUUGAUGAAACAAGCACAUUUUCUCACCACACAGUGUAUCCAGGACAAUCUCAACCACUUAUAUCCAAUCCUGUAUUUAAUGGAGGGAUACCACAGACAAUUCCUAUUCCACAACAGAUUGGAGGCAUCAGCUCCCCAGCAUUCAGUCACCCAUUUCCACAACCAGGCAACCCACGAGCCCCUUUUCCAAAUAACCAGCUCAUAACCCAAGUAUCCAAAGUUCAGAAUAAUCCAUCUUCCUUAUUGCAUCGUUCAGCAUCCAGCCCAGCCAUUAUACGCAUCCCAGCUUCAUCUCUCCAAAAACAGGGAGAAUCUCUCCAAAGUCAGAUCAAACUACAGACAUCUCAAAAUCAAACUAACUCCACGGGGGGUCCUAGAAUCAUCAAAAUAACGAGACUUGGUGGACAAGGUUCCAGCACUAUUAAAGUACCUGUGACGGGAAAUACUAUUCCUCUAAGUGGGAUUGUUAACAAAGCAACAGGAGGAGCAGUGAAGAUCGGAAACUAUGUGACUAAAAGCUCAUCAGUGCCAACAAUUAAUUUAAAUGAUCUAUCUGGAAGGACCAAUGGUUCAGGUGUACCUGUGAGUGAUGCACCGAAAUCUGGACCUGAGUCCAUAAACUGGGCUAGCCUGGUCAAGAAGGAUCCAAACACAGGUGCUUGUACAAUUAACUUGGCAAAUCUUGCAGCAGCAAGUGGUAAGAAAAUCAUAAUUACUACAACAACAGGCAAUCAAAUGACGGGGAGUGUCAUGAGCCAGUCGACUGGCACAGGUGAACAGAUUCUGUCAUCAGGUGUGGGAACAAACUCCCCGAUUCCUACAAACUUAGGGAGUGUGAGAGUGACACCCUCACCCUCUGUGUUGCCCAGAAGUGAUAUUCUGUCGGCUCAGACUAUGAGACCAAGAGGAGGGGAACUGCCCCUUCCCCACUCUCCCAGUAUGGGCAGUGUCCAGCUCAGUUCCUAUUCCCCCAGUGCCAUCAAUUCAGUUCAUUCCCCAAGUGUGUCCCUCUUACAAAGAAAUCCACCCUUACACCAUAGUAUGUCUACUUCAGCUCUCCCUGAUUCAGGGCAGCAUCGCUUACUCAAUGGACCAAAUGGAAGUAUUCCUCCAAAUUACAAAGCAAAUGUGACUCACAAAGACAUUUCAAGGUUGUGGUCUAACGAGGAUGUUAAACUAAAGAAAGUGGGUCCCUCUGUACAACAG
Saccostrea cuccullata (small rock oyster) is the source of this 1332-nucleotide messenger RNA. RefSeq lists its product as uncharacterized. The transcript is spliced from 4 exons. The record is from RefSeq and is a predicted model, not a curated record. NCBI's taxonomy places the organism in Eukaryota, Metazoa, Mollusca, Bivalvia, Ostreida, Ostreidae. The annotation marks the transcript as partial.